AUGCAGUUUUCUACAAUCAUCGUAUUAGUCUGCCUUGUCGCAACCGUUGUAGCGAGUAUUCAUUACGAACGGCCAGUGGAAGAUGUAGCCAGUUUUAGUAACGACCUUUCUGCAUACGAAUCAGUAUAUGACGCACCGCAGCAGGAAAGGAGCCCAAGGACGAAGAGAGGACUUCUGCUGUUAAAGAAAAAGUUACUUCUAGGUUUAUUGGGACUGAAAGCGGCGAAAGUGGGUGCGGUGGGACUCGCCGGCGCUGUCGCCCUUAAGGGCAAAUCGUCAGUACCACGUGAAACUAUUCAUAUCUACUAUCACUAA
Molecule: messenger RNA, 315 nt
Organism: Parnassius mnemosyne (clouded apollo)
Lineage: Eukaryota; Metazoa; Arthropoda; Insecta; Lepidoptera; Papilionidae
Source: the annotation of a GenBank genome assembly